Lycium barbarum (goji berry) is the source of this 1903-nucleotide messenger RNA. Its product is annotated as zeatin O-glucosyltransferase-like. Gene Ontology annotation, molecular function: UDP-glycosyltransferase activity. The coding region runs from base 283 to 1677 and encodes 464 amino acids. The record is from RefSeq and is a predicted model, not a curated record. The transcript has 2 exons. Lineage: Eukaryota; Viridiplantae; Streptophyta; Magnoliopsida; Solanales; Solanaceae.
UAGGUUCUACUAUGUACUGUAUAUAUCACGGCACUACCACUCUUUUUGUUCUAUCUAUCUAAAAUAGAGUACUCUAUCCUCAUUCCUCUCAUAUGCGGUUGUUCCAUCAAUAUAUCCAAAAGUUAGGUUUUGAUACUAUUUUUUGUUAAACGGACAAAGAAGAAAAGACUAAGAAGAUAUCAUAAACAGCAUCAAAUUGAACUUCCUCGGGGUCAAAUAUUAUAAAUACGUACACGCACACACUCACAAGCAAUACUAGCAAAUUAUAGCAUCAUCUUCAAUAUGACAACAAAAUAUGAAGUUGUUGUUGUUAUUGUGCCAUUUCCAGCUCAAGGUCACCUCAAUCAGCUCCUUCAUCUCUCUUCUCUCAUUUCUUCUUACAAUAUUCCAGUACAUUAUGUUAGUACAAAAACUCAUACUCGUCAAGCCAAAAUUCGAGCUUAUGGUUUAUCUAAUUCCAAUAAUAUUCAUUUCCAUGAAUUUUCAACACCUUCAUUUCAAUCACCUCCACCAAACCCUAAUUCCAAUAUCAAAUUUCCUUCACACCUUCAACCUUCAUUUGAAUCAUCGUAUCAUCUUAGAAACCCUGUGUCUUCACUUCUACGAUCUUUAUCGUCAACAGCACGUCGAGUUGUUGUUGUUCAUGAUUCUUUAAUGGCUUAUGUUGUUCAAGAUUUCACUUCAUUACCAAAUGCUGAGUCCUAUAACUUUCAUAGUGUAUCCGCUUUUACUAUCUUCUUGUUUCUAUGGGAAGCUAUGGGAAAGCCUUUCCCUAUUGAGGCUGAAAUGCUAGAAAACCUACCAUCUCUUGAAGGUUGUUUCACGUCAGAGUUCAUGGAUUUCAUGGCUGCUCAAAGGAAAUACUCAAAACCUGAUUCUGGAAAUAUUUACAACACAAGCAGAGUUAUCGAAGGAAAAUUUAUUAAUUUACUUGAAAAAGAACCAAUAAAAAGAAACAAGAGACAAUGGGCUAUAGGUCCAUUCAAUCCAGUGAUGACUACUCGUUAUUCAAGCAACAAUUUAUCAAUCUGUCAACGUCACAAAUGUUUGGUAUGGCUUGAUAAACAAUCUCCAAAAUCAGUCAUCUUUAUUUCAUUUGGAACAACAACUUCACUAAAAGAUGAACAAAUCAAAGAGCUUUGUAUAGGGUUAGAAGAAAGUGGCAUAAAGUUCAUUUGGGCAUUGAGAGAUGCUGAUAAAGGAGAUAUUUUCUCAGGAGAAGUGAGAAAAAUUGAACUUCCAAAAGUGUAUGAAGAGAGGAUAAUAAUAAAAAAUAAGGGAAUUAUAAUAAGAGAUUGGGCACCACAAUUGGAGAUUUUAGGACAUUUAUCAAUUGGUGCAUUUAUGAGCCAUUGUGGAUGGAAUUCAUGCAUGGAAAGUUUAUCUAUGGGAGUUCCUAUUAUUGCAUGGCCCAUGCAUUCUGACCAACCAAGAAAUAGCGUUUUAAUAACCAAGUUUUUAAGAGUUGGAAUUAUUGUGAAUAAUUGGGAACGUAGAAAUGAAGUGGUGAAAUCACAUAUUAUUAAAAAAGUAAUUGUGACACUUAUGGUGAAUAAUGCACGAAAUGAAAUUCGUCGGAGAGCGGCGGAAUUAGGAGUGGCUAUUCGGAGAUCGGUGGUGGAAGGCGGCCAGACGAGGAAGGAAUUGGAGUCUUUCAUUGCUCAUAUCACUAGAUAAACAUAAUGUGGCAAAUAGGCGGAUUGGAUCAAAUUAAAGCAGCUAAUGGAUUAUGACCUCAUAUAGAGGUUGUUUGUGUCAAAUACCGAGUUAUGAUUCAACCCGUCUAAGAUGUCUCAAUCUCAUCUCCUUUUUUUAUGUAUUUUGCUUUUUGAAAAGAAUAAAAUGAGAAGUGAAAGCUAAUGUAAUUUUUGGCUUACGUUCCUCAAAUUUGCAUAAUUCGCAA